AUGUCUUCUUCAAACGAGAACCGUAUUAACUUUCUCUCUCGACAACUUAGAAGUUCAGCCAUUAAAUUACCUCCAGCUGCAAGGCGUGUGGUUGGAUCAUAUCAGAACAUCAAUGCUGCAGCGGAGGAAUGGACAUUUGGUAUACUUGGAAAACUUGUUGCAAAGGAAAAAAUCAAGAUGAAAACUAUAAGAGCUGCAGUGAACUCUUUAUGGAGACAAUACAGAGGGAAGGAGAUCUGUGUUCUGGGUCACAAUCUAAUGUUGGUGAGGCUCAAUAAUGAAGAAGAACAAAACGAGGUCAUUCAAAAUGGUCCAUGGAUAGUUGGAGGAGCAUUGUUUGUAGUCCAAAAAUAUUUCUCUCAUAUACCUCUGCAUGAUUAUGAGUUUACACACCAGAUCUUUACUAUUCAAUUCAAACAUCUAAAGUUGGAGCACAUGAAUGUUGCAAUCAUUGAUAAAGCACUGGAGUUUAUGGGAAAGAAAAUUUUAACCAGCCCUCCAAACUGUAUACCCAAGUAUGGAAACACAGUAACAACAAGGAUAGAGAUAGAUCUCAAAAAACCUUUACACAGAGGUGGAUGGUGGAAAACCAUUGACGGUGGUGAAGCCUGGGUUAGAUACCACUGGAGUUUACAGCUAAGCAACAUCUGCGACAAGUGCUGGGUCAUAGAUCAUGUUGACAUUAAAUGCAUGCAAACCAAUUAUUUACUGCACUUAGACAUCUUAUCCACUGAGGAAUGUGAAGCAUACAUGAAUGAAGAAGCUGAUGUUUAUGAAGAAAAUGAAGAUGAAAGAAGCAUGGACAAUUCUUUUGCACAAGAGAUGGCAGCAGAAGCAGAAAAUUCUAGGCAGAAUAAGAGGAUGAGAAAUUCUACCAUGAACCAUCCACCCUCCAUGAACCCUCACAAUCUGCAUGUCACUCCCCCUAGCUCUAGAGGAAAUCAUAUCUCUACUACUUUGGAAAAUCACAAUGCUGAGAUGAUGGAGGCUGAUAUUUCAAAUGCAGCAUCAAACCCCACAACUGAAAAUCAUGGAGCUCCUGCUCAGGUAUACACCAUUUAUCAUCCUUUUGCAUCUUCCCUUAAUUGCUUUCAGUCUUAUUUCUUUAACAGUAGUUAUAGAACCAUCAUCUUAGCUCUGUCGUUUUUUGUAGAUAAAAUGAAAAUUAUUUCUUGGAACUGUAAUGGUUUUGGAGGUAAAGAAACUAGGAAUUACCUAAUAUAUUUAAACAAAAUGCUCAACCCAGACAUAAUUUUCCUACAAGAAACUAAAGUCAACUCAGACAAAAUUCUAAACUUCAUAAUGCCUUUGAACUUCCCUAAUAAUUGCUUUGUUCCGUCUGUGGGCAGAGCUAGAGGCAUCUGUCUUCUUUGGAAAGAUGGGUUUCAAUUUGAUAUUAUAUAUCAAGACAAAAACAUGUUUCAUUGUCUUGUUUGCAGCGACCUUGCUAAGCCAAAAUGGCUUCUUUCCUGUGUUUAUGGGUCUCCUUACCCUCAAGAAAAAGCUGCUCAAUGGAGUUUUAUUGAAAAAGUCUGUGAAACUUGUAAUAUCUUUGCACCCUGGGUUUUGUUAGGCGACUUAAACAUAACUCUUCAUAGUGAUGACAGACUAAGUGGUAGUAGUACUGCUUUUAAGGUUUCUCCCAUAGCUCAGGUAGUUCAUGAUAUAGGUCUUACUGACUUAGGGUUUCAUGGUAAUCCCUAUACCUGGACCAGUAAUAAACAUGGUACUGGUAAGAUUGAAACUAGGAUCCGACACUGUCCCAUAUUUCUUGAUAUGUCACCAACUGAUAAAAUUAGUACUAAAAACUGGAAAAUUUUUGAGUGUUGGUUACGUGAUAUUUCUUGUAACACAACAAUUAAAGAUGCUUGGGCCAAGCAUUACAGUGGAUCUGCAGCUUAUUCUUUGGAUAAAAAACUUGGAGAAACAAGAAGAAUUAUGUCCAUAUGGAACAGAAAUUCUUUUGGCAAUAUCCAACAACAACUGAAUAACUUACAACAACAGCUCCUGCUACUUCAACAACCAAAUGCUGCAACGGAUAAUACUGCUAAGAUCUUGGAAGUCGAGAAAGAAAUAAAUGAGUGGCACAUCAGAGAGGAAGAAUUUUACAAACAAAAAUCCAGAGACUCCAUGUUCACUGAGGUGGAUCAGAAUACAAAAUAUUUUCAUCUUCAAGCUAACAAGAGAAGGGCGCGCAACAGAAUUGAAUCUCUGCAAAAACCAAAUGGCACAUGGUGCAGUGGAAGGCAAAAUCUGGAAAAACUCCUCAUCAAUCACUUUACAAACAUCAUGACUACUUUUGAAACUACCAGGGACGAAGAUAUUCUCAAUAUUCUCCCAACCUGCAUAAAAUAUGAAGAUAAUAUGGCCCUUGUGAAGAUCCCAGAUGUAGCUGAAAUAGAAUGCGCACUCAAGAGUAUGAAGUGUUAG
Molecule: messenger RNA, 2430 nt
Organism: Papaver somniferum (opium poppy)
Lineage: Eukaryota; Viridiplantae; Streptophyta; Magnoliopsida; Ranunculales; Papaveraceae
Exons: 2
Coding region: 1-2430 (809 amino acids)
Biological process (GO): DNA repair
Molecular function (GO): DNA binding; endonuclease activity
Source: RefSeq, a predicted model, not a curated record